AUGAUAUUAACAACUGGUCAUACUUGUGAUGGUGGCAAUCGAACUCUACGUUGGUCACAAUUUUGUGAUGGGAUCAUUGACUGUCAUGAUCGGUUCGAUGAAGAAGGGAGUUUUUGCAAACGUUGUAUCAACAACCUAUACUCAUGUUCGCCGAAAGAUGACAUCCGUUGUGAUUUAGCUUGCAAAAUGUUACACUAUGUACCGUGUCAAACAAUACAAGAUCGUCGAGCAUGUGCCGGAUAUGCACAAUACUUAGCUGAUGAAAAUGUGUUUUUUCAAUGGUUCGAACAAUUCAAAUACUACAUUAUAACUGCUGUGCUUGUCCUUCUUGUUAGCUUGAGCAUAGUUAUGCUAUGCAAAUAUAUUUGUCGAUUACGUCAAGCGAAAUCUUCGAUCGAAACGAAACAAUCUACAAAUCUCUCUGACAUAUGUGAUAAUUCCGACGAAUCUGAUACGCUCUCAAGUCAUAUCUAUGAGCAAUGCUAUGAACCACCGCCCUAUGAAGUAGUACAAAAACAUUCACUGAUACGAACUUAUUAUGAACAUUCAGUAUAA
Molecule: messenger RNA, 555 nt
Organism: Adineta ricciae
Lineage: Eukaryota; Metazoa; Rotifera; Eurotatoria; Adinetida; Adinetidae
Source: the annotation of a GenBank genome assembly